Puccinia triticina is the source of this 900-nucleotide messenger RNA. RefSeq lists its product as uncharacterized. The coding region runs from base 1 to 900 and encodes 299 amino acids. NCBI's taxonomy places the organism in Eukaryota, Fungi, Basidiomycota, Pucciniomycetes, Pucciniales, Pucciniaceae. Gene Ontology annotation, molecular function: protein-N-terminal glutamine amidohydrolase activity; protein-N-terminal asparagine amidohydrolase activity. The transcript is spliced from 6 exons. The record is from RefSeq and is a predicted model, not a curated record. Gene Ontology annotation, biological process: protein catabolic process.
AUGGUCCGCACAACGAAGAUAGCACUUCUUCAGCUUGAGCCUGUCUUCAAGCAACCGGAACAAUCCAUCCACCGAGCCGACAGCUUUAUCUCUUCGAUCAAGCCCAAUGAUAUCGAUUUGCUUAUUCUUCCUGAGAUGGCCUUCACGGGUUAUAAUUUUCGAUCCUUUGAUGACAUUGAGCCCUACAUCGAGUCUGAGGUUGAUGGUAUUACCAUAACUUGGGCGAAAAAGACCGCCAAACAGUUAAACUGCCAUGUGAUGAUCGGCUUUCCACAAAAAAUCCAAGAACCGGACGUGAAACAGAUUUAUAAUGCUAUGGGGAUUGUUUCCAAUGAAGGCGAGUUGAUCAAGGUUUACCACAAGACUCAACUUUAUCCUCCCGUCGAUCCACUCUGGGCUAGACCAGGUGCAGGCUUUUCGAUGAUGGAUUUGAACAUUGCGCGAGUCGAUGGCCAGCGAGGCAAGCCAGUUAAUUGUUGCAUUGGAAUCUGCAUGGAUUUGAGUCCCGACAGAUUCGAAGCCCCAUUCGAAGCAUACGAGUUAAGUUCAUUUGCGACCAAGAACAACGCAGAGUUAUUAUUAUGCUGUAUGGCUUGGCUCGACCUGGGUCCCCAACCGGACCCGAACUGGACCGAAAUCGGUAAGAGUUCAGCCGAGACGACCGAACAGUUGAAGCAUUGGGAGAUGCGUUGCACUCCCUUCUGGGAAUUGGAAAACCGCUCCUGCGUAAUUUGCAACCGUGUUGGGAUUGAAAGUGAAGCAGUCUAUUGCGGGACCUCUUGCGUUAUCUCAAACGCUGAUGGUGUGAAGAAUUCAGCUAAGGACAAGGCGCCAACUGUGGUAAAUUAUGCCAGUAAACACAAGCCCGAGUUGUUAGUAGUUGAAUUACCUUUACCUUGA